UAGAUGGGUGCAGAUUUUAGCAAGCUGUAUGAUGCCGAUUCAAAUCAUUUGCUAUUGCGUCUCACAUAAAUUGGUGUGGCGAGCCGGAUGUGGCCGACGGGCCUUGACUUUGACAGUGGAUCUUUACCACUUCACAGCUAACUUGAUGUUUGCAUCAGAACAGAUUGAGAAGGAAUUAUUGGGGCGGCUCUGUCUUCUUAGCGAAUGUAGCAGUUCUUCAUGUUUCCACUAUCUGUUUACAUUAUUCAUACGGGGGAGGGAGUGACUUCUUGGCCAUUUUCCCUCCUGCAUAAAACGAGAAAGUUGGCGUCAUAGAAAUUACAGAUGGAGAAGACCUGUCGGCUCGCAGCGUCACACAGAGCCCCCUUGAGCUUCCGUGUCGUCCAGUUGUGACAAUCACAAUCACCAGCAUGCCCGCGCUCUGCGUGCUUUGUCUCACUGCCACAUUGGCUGUGUUAGCGCAGCCCAUCGCCGCCGUGGGGCCCGUCGUCCAGUGCGAACCGUGCGACGCCGCUGCGCUCCUGCAGUGCAAGCCCCUUCCAAAGGACUGCACGGAACAGUUGAGGGAGCCCGGCUGUGGCUGCUGUGUGGCGUGCGCCCUCGGUCAAGGGCGGGCGUGUGGAGUGUACACCGCACGCUGCGGCUCGGGUUUGACCUGCCAGUACCGGCCGGGGGAGAGCCGACCCCUUCUAGCUCUGUUGGAGGGACGCGGAGUGUGCUCGAGCGCGGCGUCUGAAAAAAACAACACUACGGUGGUUACGGCGCAAAAGCAAGACAAUGGACGAAAUCAGGUAGAGGAAGACCUUGCCAACAAGAUGGCUAAAAUUACCACAUUGCCCAGUGUAUCAACUGUAAAAGGGGGGCAGAGUGGAGAUGUGAUGGACACCAGGCCUUCAUUACACAACAAGUUGAUAAAGAAAGAUCACAACUGGAAGACUCAGAGCUACAAGAUGGACUCGAUGUCAGAGGGAGCCAAUAUGGAUACGCCAAACGUCUCCCUGGAAAACAAAAGGGAGACUGAGUAUGGCCCAUGUCGACGGGAGAUGGAAAGUAUCCUAAAUAGUUUUAAAAUCAGCAAUGAGCUCAACCCAAGAGGCUUCCGCAUACCCAACUGUGAUAGAAGAGGCUUCUAUAAGAAAAGACAGUGCCGUCCAUCCAAAGGCAGAAGGCGGGGAUACUGCUGGUGUGUGGACAAAUACGGACAGGCGCUUCCUGGCUAUGACGGCAAUGAUCGCAAUGAGAAACAGUGUCACAACCGUGAAAGCCAGUGAGAGGACAGAACUGUUUGUGUUCGAGAAAAGGUUCAAGCUAUGAAAACUUGGAAUAGCGAGAAAUAUAUCAUCUGCACUAUUUUGCUAGGGAGAGAGAGAAAGGAGGGAAUUUUCCACUCACUUUUAAAGAACUUCUUUGUGACUGUGACCCCAAAAAUGCAAGCGCCUCUAUAUCAAUGUGUGUCUGUCUGUGAACGUGGCUGGCACCGUGAGUGUGUCAGCUCUUGUCUUGAAGUGUGAUGUCUUGCAUUACAUGUAUGUGAGCACAGCUGCAUGUUUGUGCAAGAGGUGUGAGAGUUUGUUUUCCCAAAAAGUGUUUUCUGUAAACACAAAAGUGCAUCAUUAAGGUAAGAGCAACCAAACUCAGGCCCUGUACCAUUCAACAAUACAACAAAACUGUCUCAGGGUCCUUUUAGAAGAGAAUGAUGAUGGCAAAGCAGGGCUUUGUCUUGAUAUUUAGCACAUUGGAUUUCAUCACUGAGUCUAGCUUGUACCAGUAAAGGAACAGAUGCAAACCAUGCAGUUACAGUGCCUUACACCUGCCCUUUACAUGCUGGCACGCUCCCUGGCCAGGCACCCUCCAUAUUAUAUCUAGCAAUCGAGUAUCAAAUACACUCCUCACGUUGUUUAUAUGUACACAGCUUGCACCUUCAAAACAGACAGCAGAUGUAAUUCGCAACAACAACAAGAAAAUGUGUUUCUUUAAGUAAAAGUACCGUUGGGUCAAUAUUGGGGUUGUAAAUAACAAUUACAGUGGUACCUUGGUUUUCGAACGUCUUGGUUUUGGUACAAAACGGUUUUAGAAUGAAAAUUCCGAGAUUGUUUUUUGCUUCAGUUUUUGAACGAAAAUCGGUAUUCAAACAACCCGACCAGCUGACGCACGAUGACUUGUUGUUGUGCUUUCGAACGCACCCCCGAAAAAAACGGAAAACACGUAACCAGUUGACUCACACAACUCCUCUCUUCGUGGACGUUUCCCAGUACAGUACAGUGACUUGUUUUCUUCAAAGUGAGCAACAUUAACCCUUACUCAUGGCUUCAAGGAAGGCAAGUGGAACUGCUGGUGCUGAAAAAAGGAAAGUGGUGCGUAAAACUGUCGGCUUCAAGAAGGAUUUGAUAGCCAAGCAUGAAUCUGGUGUCCAUGUUUAUGAGCUAUCAAAGAAGUAUGGCAUGGCGAAAUCGACAAUCAUCGCCAUCCUGAAACACAAGGAUGCCCUCAAAGCAAGAGAUUUUGCUAAAGGAGCAACCGUGUUGACCAAGCAGAGGCUACAGAUCUUGGAGAAAGUCGAAAAGUUGCUUCUUAUUUUCGUGAACGAGCAGCAGUUAGCUGGGGAUAGUGUUGGCGAGGAAGGGAGGAGAUGUCUGAUGAGGCUGAAGGUAGGAAGGAUGUCUCAAGUGCCGAUAUUAAAGCUAUCUGCGCUAAAUGGAAGGACAUCGAUAAUUUUGUAGAACUUCAACACCUGAAUAAAGCUGAAUGUUGCAGAGCACUGCAAAACUUUAAUGAUGUUGUUGUGAGCCACUUCAGAAAAGUGCUUAAAAGACAGCAGAAACAAAAAUUAGAUUCGUUCUUUGUGAAAAAGAGGCGAGUCGCUUCCACCGGAGACACCUGAAACUGAUGUUUUGGAUUGCUUUUUUUUUUUUUGUUCCAUGAACCCUACCUCUGGCUGCAAGUAUAUUUUUUUUUACGUUACGUACUUUCUGUGCAAAUAAAAAAACAAGUUGAUUUUUUCCCCCUGAUUAUUGCUUGUUUAAAGUUAUUCUGCAUUUUUGUUAAUAAAAAAAAAAGUUUACAAGGCUGGGGGCCGAUUCGCUACAAAUACGGCAAUGCACUCCCAGCCUAGCAUACUCUACUAGGCUACAUUUUAAGCAUCAAAUAAAUAUAUUUCUUAAAUUAUUUAAUUUUAUGAAGUAUUUUAAACUGUAUAUGUAUCUCUACUAUGCAGUUUAUUUCAGGAAAAGCUAAAAAAAAAAGCACUUAAACUAUUUUUUAGGCUUGGAACGCAUUAUUUCAUUUUCCAUUCAUUGUAAUGAGUAAAAAUGCUUCGGUUUUUGAAUGUUUUGAUUUUUAACCAGCCUUCUGGAACGGAUUGUGUUCGAGAACCAAAGCACCACUGUAUUAUAAUCAAUUCAUCAGUCAAAGAUUUUUUUUCCGAUACAUUAGAUUUAAAUUUUCCCUUCAUUCAAGAACAGGACUUUAUUUCAAAUUGGCUGUGCAAUCCACAAAAAUAAAAUGUGAUUCCAUUCUUGGUUUAGUGUCGGAAAUGAGGUAAAAAUCCUGAUCUUUGUUUCACAAAGGGAAAACUACUGUUUGCAAAUGUCUUAUUUUGAUUCAGCACCAAGAUAAUCAGGCGGAUUUCAUGCAGGACUGUAGAAAUUGAAUAUUUACUGUUGAGAGGCUGAAAUCCCCAGUAUUUGUACAUUUUAAAUCAAACAAGGUCUGAAUGACUGAUUAUUAAAAUAGUUAUCAAGUAAUUCAACAAUUGAGUUGUUGUCAGUUCAUCAAAAUUAGAUUAGAUUACUUUGUUGCAUCUUUACACAACAUUUUUUUUUUUCAUUAGUAUUGGUGAAUUGCAUGAGACCUUCUGAUCUUGGAGUUAAUGAUUGUACUACAACUAAACAUUAACAGUGGAAUAGUGUGAUCAUUGGUGGCAACCAAAAAAAAAAAUGAAAUGGACUUUGUUCUAUAUACUUUGUCUGACCAUUGUUAAAGUAGAUAGAUCGCUAAUUCCAUUACCGGAUUUUAUCAUGGGCAGUCUGUUCAAAAUGAUCUUCAGGCCACACUGUAGUUAAAGGGUUCAGUAUCCCCUCCUGUUGUUUGUUGCCACCACCUGUUCCAUUCCGUCCAUGAUCCUUCCCACCUGUUUAUCCAAGCUCACAAGGCUUCUUUUCCUUGUCCGUCAUACUCGCGCGGUUCUGAUGUCCCUCGUGUCUAAAGAGUGCCAUCCUACACGGACCUUGUACUGUAUUUAUGCCUAAUCCUGUUCCCAUCCUGUUCCACAAUGUAGGACUUGAUUUUUACACCACCUUCUUUUCUUCCUCUCAGUGAAAAAGUUAACCUGGUAGAGGCUUAUUUAACUGUGCGAGCCUGGUGUGACUGGGUUGCCCCACCCCUGGUGCCAGAUGCCUCUAUGCCACAAGCACAAGCACUUAAAGCACUUUAGCUGCACCUGUGCAAAAGAAAAUUGGGCCUUUUUGCAUCUGCAAACUUCUCCUUUCUAUGUAGUAUAAGGUAAAUCAGUGCAAUUAUAUUGUACUGUAAGUAAGAACCCUGGGUGGGGUGGGGGUAUAAAAGAAGGACACAGCAGAACUUCAGUGAACUCAGUGAAGGUCCCUCGGAAAUAUUUAGUUCAAUGCAACUAUUCAUUUUGAUUGUUGGUUUUCUUCCUUUGAUAAAAAGCUUGGAUGAUCAUAUGCCACCAGAUCUGUAUUAAGGUGGACACAGCACCAAAUAUUCUUCCAUUGAUACAAGUGGUUGGGGGUCUGAGGGAGGAGGCCUGAUCAUCUCUAAAGCACUUCCGUCCCGAUGCCCUCCUCCAUUCUGUGUAAAGACUUGAAGAACAGUAGACAGCCUGCCGAUAAAGAAUGGUACCCAGUAGAUUGGGAGCACAAUCUUGGCUGAACACUCCCUCGAACAGACAAAGCAGCAACUUACACCCAGCCUGUUGGUGCUAUGUCCCAUCUAUUCAAAGCCUUGAUGUAAGGGAGGGAAAGGAAUUAAAAAGAAAAAAACCAACUGAUUAGGUUGUUUCCUGUCCAUUAUGUGUGUGUGUUUUUAUAUGCAUAUAUUUGUUGGCCACUUCAUGUACAGUAAUGACAAAUAUGAAUUAUUUAUCUCAAACAGAAUUAUAAGAUGAUCCAAACUAGAUUUCCCGUGAUAAUGUCUGUGACUCACCAAUUGCACAGAGAAGCGGAAACAGUCUAUGUAUUUUGGGGAAUAUAAUCACUAUUUAAUGUUGUAUUUGUAAUCUGCAAUUUCUUCUGUUACUCAUGAUCUUUACUGCUUUUUAAGUGUGUCACUUCUGACCAUGCAGUCUAGCCUCAAAGCCAGAUUCAAGUUUCUCCUCACUCACUUUUUUUUAUUUUGGCAAUUUUUUUGCCCACUAGCCAUGCUAAGAAUCUCUGUGCAGAGUUUAUUUUAUUUUUUGAGGGGGUUCAAACAUUUCAUGAUACAAAACCAGAAAGCUCACAGGUAUCACAUAAUCCAAGAAACGAACUGGUUUGCUUUGAAAUAUAAAUUCUAUUUAAUGUUUUUUUUUUUAAUAAAAAUGAACAUAUUUUAAGAUGCCAUUUGUAAUAUUUUUUCAUGUCUCCACUCCAGUGUGUGUUUUUUUUCUUUUUCAUUUGCACAGCACCUUAAAAUCUAUAGGCAACCAAGGAACAAAUCUGCUGCUAUUUUCUGUGAAUGCAAUCAGGCACCCCUCAGUCUCAGAAUGUGUCAAUAAGGAUAAAGCAAGGGUUCAAUUUGUAAAGAAUAAAAAUAAAUCUGUUGGUGCCAGGCUGGCUGGCAGUGGGCACAAGAGCUCGAAGCAAAUUCCUGUGCCCGACCAAGGCAAACAGAGCAGGUCAAAAGGUAGCAUGUACCUGAAUGUCCUUGGCAAGCUUUCUAAAGUUAGGACCUCCACUCAAGAUCUCACCCGAUAACACUACAUAAAAACGCACUCAAAAUAGAAACUGGGGUUAAGUAAUGUUUUUAUUAAAUAUAUCACCUUUUUCUUACAUUACAUCUCAAUUACAAAAGUGAGCAAGCAGUUAGUCUCUUUGGAAUGGAUAAAAACAAUACUCUCCAACAGCAGCAUGUAGAUCAGAACAGAGGCGCCACUUGUGAACCAAGUCAUGGUUCAUCUGUGAGACUCCUUCCAUGUGGUCAUGUGUUCUUCAUCAGAGAGAACAGCAAGCUACAAGGUAGAAUAGCAAGUAUUGUUGACACACAGAAACAAUUGAGAAGACACAUAAACACUGGAGGUAGGUAAAUGUUGAAAUACCCGUCUGAGUGGAGGUGCAUUACAGGACACCCUACUCUGCACCACAUCAAACCAUGUUUUUUUUUUUCUGAGAUUAUGUCGUCGUUCAAAUCUGACAGUUUUGCAGUCACUCAAACGAGCUGAUGG
Messenger RNA from Syngnathoides biaculeatus (alligator pipefish), 6379 nucleotides. Its product is annotated as insulin-like growth factor-binding protein 3. Gene Ontology annotation, molecular function: insulin-like growth factor II binding; insulin-like growth factor I binding; fibronectin binding. Gene Ontology annotation, biological process: regulation of insulin-like growth factor receptor signaling pathway. Bases 411 to 1271 code for a protein of 286 amino acids. The record is from RefSeq and is a predicted model, not a curated record. Gene Ontology annotation, cellular component: extracellular region. Lineage: Eukaryota; Metazoa; Chordata; Actinopteri; Syngnathiformes; Syngnathidae. The transcript is spliced from 4 exons.